This is a messenger RNA of Clupea harengus (Atlantic herring), 4829 nucleotides long. RefSeq names its product cell adhesion associated, oncogene regulated (gene cdon). Gene Ontology annotation, biological process: cell-cell adhesion; nervous system development. Lineage: Eukaryota; Metazoa; Chordata; Actinopteri; Clupeiformes; Clupeidae. The record is from RefSeq and is a predicted model, not a curated record. Gene Ontology annotation, molecular function: protein binding.
CAAAUGCAAUGCCACUACCCCCUCCUCCUCUGCCUAACCCACUACGCAUCCAACGGAUUGGGCUUUGGGGCUGGAAACAUUCCUGGUUUGACGAUCAGGCUACGAGCCGCUGCUAUGAUUUGCUGAGCAAUUCGAUACUGGUUUCACGGAUGUGUCUGUGGAAAAAGACAGUUGUAGUGAAAGGCAGAGCGAGCAGGGAAAGGAACGAGAGGUAUACAUAGAGUGCGUAACUUUCCUAGAGUAGCGUCCGGAAUAUAAGAUAAACCUUUUUCGCUUGUUUGCAUUUGCAUUAAGCCGGGGCAUUUCCAGUCACUUCAGUUUUGAAGUACUCACACAGCGAAUUCGGUUUUUCUUUUUCUCCACCAAUUGCUCUGCACUUUGCGCCCGUGUCUAAUGGAGGGCCCAGUUCGGAUUUUCUGCCAUAAGAAUGCGCUUUUCUGCUAGUUUAUCCAGAUUCCAGCAAUUUAUACCCUCCUGCAAAAGGCUUGGUGUGUCUACAGACGGGGUGUACUCCUGUGCAGCUGGCGGAGGUGAAGGGGCAUCAUGGCCGGCGGGUGCCUGAGGGUGCUGCCCGCAGUGCUCUGUCUCAGCCAGGCCCUGUUCAUCAGCUGCGCUUACUCUUCGUCCCUGUCCUUCCUCUCUGAGCCUGUGUCGGUGGUGCAGAAGCAGGGCGGUGAGGUGCAGCUGCUCUGCUCGGUGAGGCCUGCCUCUGCCCGUCUGUGGUGGCUCUUCAGGGGGCAGCCGCUUGAGCAGGGCGCCCUAAAAGGUGUGGAGCUUCAGCCCGGCUCCCUCGCCAUUCCCUCUCUGCAGCCUGAGUAUCAGGGCUCCUACCAGUGUCUGGCCCAAUCUGAAGCAGGGGUCAUCAUCAGCCGCUAUGCGCAUGUGGAAAUAGCAGACAUCGAGGAGUUUGGCGAAAGUCAGCGGCGGUCUUUGCCGGUGACAACAGGCAGCACAGCCCUGAUUGAGUGCCAGCUACCCUCGAGCAACCCCCCAGCCCUGCCACGCUACCGUGUCAAAGGGAGGUGGCUGGAGGAAUCCACUGAUGAGUAUUUACUCCUACCAUCUGGAAAUCUUCAGAUUGUCAGUGUUACCCCUGAGCAUCAGGGCAUGUAUAAGUGUGGUGCCUACAACCCCGUCACCAGGGAAACCAGGGCUGAGGCUCAUGGUACUAAAGUGGUAGUGAAAGAUGAAGCUGCUCCUGUAAUGAUCAUCUAUCCCACUACCCCCCUAAACCUGUCUGUGGAACAGUCCAAGUCCCUCACCUUGGAAUGUGUCCUGUCUGGGAAUCCAUCAUCUGCUGUCAAGUGGACCCAGGAUGGGAAGGAGGUGUCACUGGGUUCAAGGAGAAGAGUCUUACAUAGAAACCUGGUGCUGACUGACAUGAUGUCUGCUGACAGUGGGGCUUACCGCUGCACAGUGCAGACUAACAGAGGCACGAUGGCCAGUGCCAACUAUACUGUGAAUGUGCUUGAGCCUUCAUCACUAGUUGCUGGAUUGACUGACAAGGUGUCACCUCUCAACUCUUCUGUGCAAUUUACCUGUCAAGUGAAGGGAAAUCCUACCCCCAACGUCACCUGGCUUUUCAACUCUAACCCAAUCAGCCGCUCACCCCACCUCCAGAUGUCUGGCUCUUCUCUCAUCAUCUCCUCAUUGCUACAACAGGAUCAGGGCAUGUACCAGUGCCUGCUGGACAAUGGGAUUGGCUCGGUGCAGUCUAGCGGCAGACUCACUGUCCAAUCAGGUCCCAAUUCGCCGCCUGUCAUCCUGACUGCUCCCAUGAGCACCACAGUUGUGGAGGGUGGUGCCAUGACUCUUAACUGUAACGCCAGUGGUCAGCCCCUACCCGUCAUCCGCUGGCAUAACGCCGCUGGACCCAUUGCCAUGGACCCUGCCCUUCUGCUCCUGCCACAGCCGGCCCCGGCCAGAGCCCCUGGCGACGGUCCUCCCCAUCUCGUCUGGUCCAGACCGGGGAGCAGCACACUCUACAUCCAGGCGGUCUCCACAGCCCACGCUGGGAAGUACUUCUGUGAAGCCUCCAACCAGCAGGGCUCGGUACAGGCAGAGGCCACGCUGACUGUAGAUCCUCAGCCAAGCACGUUGGGGAUGCCAGGGGAGACCCUACCCUCCAUCCACCCUUUUCAGAGUGACGAGGGAGAUGAGCUGUUCUUAUCGCUUGACAAGGAGGGACUCGGUGACCCCAUGGGCCAGCCCACGGAGAGAACAAGCGACCGGCCCACUCCUGAAGCACCGGUCAUCAUCAGCCCUCCGCAGACUCACAGGCCUGACAUCUACGACCUGGAGUGGAAGGCUGUCAGAGACGCAGAAAUCCCUAUCAAUGCGUACUUUGUCAAAUACCGUAAGGUGAACGAGAUGGGAAAUGUAGUGGGCAGCUGGCACACAGUGCGGGUGCCUGGCAGUGAGAACACGCUGCGUCUGAAUGACCUGGAGGCCACCAGCCUGUACGAGGUGCUGAUGGUGGCGCGCAGCACCGUGGGGGACGGGCAGCCCGCCAUGCUCACCUUCCGAACGGGGAAGGAAAGAAUCUCACCCGCCAACAAGAUUCCAUCCAAAUCUCCGGCCGUCUCUGUACCUGAGAAAACUCCGGAGGAUAAAAAUAGCAACACACACUAUGGUGUGGUUAUUCCAGACAGAGCUGUCCCCGAGGCUCCUGAUAGGCCUACUAUCUCGAUGGCAACUGAGAGUUCAGCAUAUGUAACUUGGAUUCCACGGGCCAAUGGCGGCUCUCCUAUCACAGCAUUCCGUGUCGAAUAUCGCAAGCAGGGGCGGAGUGGAGAGUGGAUGGUUGCUGCUGAUAAUAUCUCACCUUUAAAACUGUCAGUGGAGGUUCGCAAUCUAGAACCAGGUUCCACAUACCGGUUCCGUGUGAUCGCCAUGAACAUGUUUGGGGACAGCCCUCACAGCGCCACCUCCAGGCCUUACCAGGUGUCUGCAGUCGGUCCUCCCAUCUCAAACCGCCCUGUAAAUGGGCCACAUAUCUCCAACACUGACGCAGUCAGUGACACUCAGAUCAUGCUGCGCUGGACUUACACACCAUCCAGUAACAACAACACCCCCAUCCAGGGCUUAUACAUCUACUACAGGCCCACGGACAGUGACAACGACAGUGACUACAAGAGAGAUACAGUGGAAGGCAACAAGCACUGGCACCUGAUUGGCCAGCUUCAGGCAGAGACCUCUUAUGACAUCAAGAUGCAGUGCUUUAAUGAUGGAGGGGAGAGUGAAUUCAGUAACGUCAUGAUCUGUGAAACCAAAGCACGCCAGCCCCCGGGCCUUCCCAGCCAGCACCCCAUUACUCCACCUGAGCCCGAUCCCCCAGAACCCCCUGCUUCUGCUGGUGGACUCCUGUCGGUGAUCGUGGGCUGUGUGCUCGGCGUGAUGGUGCUCAUCCUUCUGGCGUUCAUUGCCAUGUGUCUGUGGAGGAACCGUCAGCAGAACAGCAUGCACAAGUACGAUCCACCUGGCUACCUGUACCAACCAGCGGAGAUGAAUGGACACGUGCUGGAGUACGCCGCCCUGUCCGGUUCCAGUCGCAUCAAUGGUUACAGUCACAGCACCCCCAUGCUAUCGCAGGGCUGCCACCACUUGCACCACAAGGUGCCCAAUGGCUUGGCAUUGCUCAAUGGCACUGGUGGUCUGUACCCCACCAACCACUCCCACCCCAGGGAUACCGCCUUGCCGCACGGCACCAUGGACUACGAGCACUCCCAUCCCCAUCACCUGCACAAUGGAGGAGCCAUAUAUACAACGUUGCCCCAGGCUGACGCUUCUGACUGCAUGAGCUGCCAGAAUUUCUGCAACAACAACAGGUGCUACACAAAAACCAAUGGCACUUUCCCCGGUGGCACCCUCCCACUAAUGCACCGCGUGGCACCGUGCCAGACGGACGGUCUUGAGAUGGUUCCCUUAAGCCACGUCUCGCCACAGUGCUACGUGAACUCUGGCAGUCCCCAGCUCCCGCCCCACGCCCGCAACGACAGGCCUUACCACCUGGAGGACGACCAGGGCAACACUCUGCCCCCUCCCCAGAGCUCCCCAGGGGAGCAGGAGCCCAGCUCUGUGGAGGAGAGAGAUGAGGAGCCCCAGAUGGAGGAGACUGAGGAGCCAGUGGUGUGCUGGGAGAGUCUGGCGGAUUUGGACUGUAAGGAGAAAGUAUCCUUCAUCUCCUCCAGCUCUCUAAAUGGAGACCUCAUCCAGUCUGGUGUGCAAGAGGUCUGAACACAAACAUGCGUACGCGGGGAAAAAGAGGAGAGGACCCGGGAGAAGACAAGAGGAGGAAUGGAGGACAGAGGAAAGCACUAGCAUGAUCAGCGACUUUGUGGGACACUAAGGACACUACAGAAACUGCUCCCUGAGCUGGAAAAGAGAGAGUGCGUGAUGUUGUCUGUGUGUGUGUGUGUGUGUGUGUGUGUGUCUGUGUGUGUGUGUUCGUAUGUGUGUGUGUGUUUGUGUGUGUGUAUGUGAGAGAGAGAGAGAGAGAGAGAGAGAGAGAAGAGAAAAGAGUGAAAAGAGAGGAGCAAAACAGUACGCUGAAGAAGUGACACAGAACUGAAACUACUACUCCAUUGGGAGGUCUAUCAGAAAAAAAGAAGAAAAAGCUUAGAUUACUUAUUUAUUUUUUGUAGUAGUGAUAUAAUAUUUCAUAUGAAUGUAUCUGUUUUUAAAAUGUUCAUCUUUUAUAUUAUUUAUGUUUUUUUGUUGAUAAGAUAAUUUUUAUUCUUUUGUUUCAUUUGUGUUCCACAGUUGGUGGAUUUUAGCCAUUGUAUGUGUAAAAUUUUGUAUUACAAGGAGAUGAUAUGGACAAGUCUGAA